Galeopterus variegatus (Sunda flying lemur) is the source of this 1999-nucleotide messenger RNA. It is a transcript of the gene KCTD14, whose product is annotated as potassium channel tetramerization domain containing 14. Gene Ontology annotation, molecular function: protein binding. Gene Ontology annotation, biological process: protein homooligomerization. Bases 1 to 789 code for a protein of 262 amino acids. NCBI's taxonomy places the organism in Eukaryota, Metazoa, Chordata, Mammalia, Dermoptera, Cynocephalidae. The record is from RefSeq and is a predicted model, not a curated record. The transcript has 3 exons.
AUGGGGAAGUGGAGCCAUGAGGAAGGGCAGGUGGUCCUGAAGAGGAAUGGGAAAGAAGUCUAUCUGUUAGAAACACGUAUGGCAGUAUUUAUGGAUGAGGCAGGAGGAUGUGGAUACACAAUAUCUACCGUUGUGGAACUGAACGUGGGGGGCGAAUUCUACACCACCACUGUGGGCACCCUGAGAAAAUGCCCGGGCUCAAUGCUGGCAGAGAUGUUUUCCAGCUCAGUCAAGGCCUGCACGGAUGCAGAGGGCCGCUUCUUCAUCGAUCGUUCAGGCACAUAUUUCAGACCCAUCCUGGACUACCUGCGCAGCGGGCAGCUGCCCACGCAGCACAUCCCGGAGGUGUACCGUGAGGCUCAGUUCUACGAAAUCAAGCCUUUGGUCAAGCUCCUGGAGGACAUGCCGCAGAUCUUCGGUGAACAGGUGGCUCGGAAGCAGUUUUUGCUGCGAGUCCCUGGCUACAACGAGAACCUGGAGCUCCUGGUGCGCCUGGCACGCGCCGAAGCUGUGGCAGCGCGUGAGUCAAGGGUGCUGGUUUGCGUGGUGCGCACUGAGGAGGAGGAGGCGCGCUGCACGGAGCCCCUGCGGGCCCUGGAGGCUGACAAGAAGUCGGUUGUCAAAUUCGGGCCCUGGAAGGCGGCCCCAGACACCACCGACCUCCUGCACUGCGUGAAGAUGGACAUUGAGGCUCAGGGGUACAAGGUGUUCUUUCAGCACUACUCAGAGAAGACAUUCUGGGUCAAGAUCAGCCAUUGCUUCUAUAAAUUCACCUUCACCUGGUGGUGAUCCCCACAGGCAGGCAGGACUAUGAACUCUGGUGGGGCUUAUGUAAUUAAAAGUUGCCAUCAAAAGCCAUCUUUAAUUUCAGAAGCAAACAUCAGACGACUUCCAAGGUGUGUCUAGAGCCUUGCUCCCAAAUAUUUAUCCCCGAUUCGAGGACUUCCCAUUCAUUGGAACUGACUCCACUGUACUUGCCUAGCGAGUUGCAGCGGCUCCCUCUUCAAAGCCUCAUAUACCUGCCAGACCCUUCUCUUGAAGUCCAAUAACAAGGCGGAGAUAAGUUAGAAUGCUUCAACAAUGCUUUGGCAGGAGAUGUGAGAUAAGAGGAAAAUUACAGGAUGCUAUGAAUCUAGAUAGCACGACCUAAAGAUGUAGUCUACCCAGCCCCAGAUGUGGUUCAGUCCAUCUAGACCUGGCCUGUGCCUUCAUAAGGAAUAUGCAAGUUAGUACCUGGAGUAUAUGCUUCCCAGAUCUCCUUUACCACUCGCUGUGUGCUGGCUGCUUUAGCCUCACAACUGUCCUCUUCUCUAGAUCAGUGGUUUUCAAAGUGCAGCAUCAGCAUCACUUGGAAACUUGUUAGAAAUACAGAUUCUCAGGCCCCACCUUGGAACUACUGAAUCUGUCUCUGGAGGACGGCCCAGCAAUCUGGCUUACCAAGGCCUCCAGUUGGUUCUGAUGCACUCUAAUUUUAAGUCCUGCUCUAAAAAAGAACUGCCACCUCUCCCGUAUGAAGGUACAAAAGCUUCCCGUGGAAUCAAGCUGAAGUCAGUGUUCAUCUGAGAGCACAUUCUUGCUUUGCUUUCCUCCUCUGCCCUACCCUGCUUUCCUUGCUCCACUUCUCCUAAGAGCACUCCCUCAAUAAACCACUUGCACGAGACUCUCCAUUUCAGUUCUGCUUCUCAACCUAACACAGUACCUAACUCUAAGUAGGACGUGUGUAGACAUUCAUCCUUCUCUAAGGCCGGGUCCAACAUAGAUGGCUCCCUUUCCUGCCUGCCUAGUAGGGUGACCAGCCAUUCUGGGUUGUCUGGGACUGAAGGGUUUCCCGGAACACAGGACUUCCAUUACCCAAACUCAGAAAGUCCCAGGGAAACUGGGAAGUGUCGGUCACCCUACAGCCUACGCAAUUCUCCCUCACUUUUUCUUUUUCCUUUGGAACUUUGCUUCUGUGGUGACAGAUCUGGAAAUAACCUCCCACUCAGGAGAGACUAUAUGU